AUGCUUCCAAAUGUGAGAAGCACUUCGAAUGUGCUGAAUGUUCGAACGGGAUUGUUAGGAAAGUCGAAAUUUGCCUGGAGACACCGAGUUUGCAAUUGUACGUACAAGCUUGAACAAACAAAAUACAGGAACUCCAACGGAAUCCAAGAGUUUUCUACUUUUCAACCCUUGAAUAAAAAUGAAAACGACAAAGAACAAUACAGAGAAUCUGGUAACCUGCGCAGCAAUGGGAAAAAAGAGUCCCGAUCAAUAGAAUACGACGAGAGCAAUAAGACGAAUAAAAAGUCUCCUCGCCAAGGUCAAGGAUCUUCCAAUGGCAGUAUUGUUUUAGAUGAGCUUAUUAGUCAUGAUGACCAGCAUGUAAAAGAGAACCAUAAGACCAUGCAUUGGUCUCCCAAGACGGAAGGGAAAAUGUACGAGAUUCCCAACCCUCUUUUAGAAAAGUUAGAUGCACUCGGUGCUAUUGAAAAGCAAAAGAAAAGCUUCUCAUUUUUUUCAAACCCUGUCCUUUUACACCGAGAAGUUACAACUAAACUUUACAACAUUUUACAACGCUCUAAAGAUGUGGGUUCAGAAAAGGGACGAUAUGUAUUGGAUGGCUCGGAUGGUUCUGGAAGGAGCAUUUCUCUUCUUCAAGCUGAGAUUUUUGCGUUCUCUCAUCCUAAUUAUGUCGUGCUGGGACUGCAUAACUGUGAACGCUGGGUCGAUUCUUCCAGUGCUUAUGCGUACAACCCAUCUUCGAAGUCUUGGGUACAGCCAGAGCUUACAAAAGAAUUUCUUACAUCCGUCAUGAAUGUUAAUUCCAAAAUUUUGAGAACCCUGUCCACAUCAAAAAAUUACGAACUUGUUCCUGGAAAGUCCAUUGUUGCUGGUACGGACUUGCAUACUUUUUUGCGUAAGGUAACAAGCAAUCCUGAGCUGUCGGUGAAGUUUUAUCAACCGUUCAUGCAGGAACUGGAUGCUGCCACCAAAAAACCUGGUUCAUCGGUCAAUGUUCUCUUUAUCAUUGACAAUUUGUCUAUUUUAUCCGUCCCUACCAAGUACAAAAAUCCAGAAAACCGUAAUCUUUCGCCGUGCGAUUUCUAUUUUAUAAAAUCUCUCUACGAAUAUUUGUCUGGAGCACGGUCCUUUCACCGUGGAACAGUAUUUGCUGCAACUUCUAGCCAGCCACGUAUAAAAACUCCGUCGCUAGAUGUUGCUCUUGGCAAGGCUAACUUUGAUCCCUAUGUUCCCAUCAACAACUCAGUCUACGAAUCGGUUAAAUCUGUGAAGGUCAUUCCUAUGGAACCUUAUUCAGUUAACGAAUCUCUUUCUGUCAUGGAGCAUCUCGUAAAUUCCAACGUCUGCCUUGAGCCUGUUCAAUCCCAUCUCCAAAAUCACGUUCUGAGUGGAGGCAAUCCUCGACUUUUUUUUGACACUUGCACUCGUCUAACAUAA
This is a messenger RNA of Schizosaccharomyces osmophilus, 1437 nucleotides long. It is a transcript of the gene rsm23, whose product is annotated as mitochondrial ribosomal protein subunit S29. The record is from RefSeq and is a predicted model, not a curated record. Gene Ontology annotation, molecular function: structural constituent of ribosome. Gene Ontology annotation, cellular component: mitochondrial small ribosomal subunit. The transcript has a single exon. Lineage: Eukaryota; Fungi; Ascomycota; Schizosaccharomycetes; Schizosaccharomycetales; Schizosaccharomycetaceae. The coding region runs from base 1 to 1437 and encodes 478 amino acids.